CGUGUACCAUCACCCCGCAACAUCUUAUUCUUCCCCCUCGGGAGACGCUUCCCAAGCCUAAUGAGCUUGCGCCCAGCACACGUUUACGCCUCGCGCACCGAGAAAUCUCGCCUUCACCACCUGGAACGAUUGCAGAUCUGAACACUACAAUGGCUGGACGGCGAGGACGAACGUCGGAUUCGACGACUGUCACCGUCGAACCCGACAGAAGGGCUUACUCGAAAGAAUUGAGUAUUCUCAAGAGAUUCGAUCCCGUGGAAGGAGAUAUGCUACAAACCUUUGUUCUCGAGGAUGCUAUGGUCUGCGACAAGAAGGGCAAUCCAGUUGAGCUCUUCACCGUCAACACCCAGGGCCCAUUCACUGUACGAGGUCGCGUCAUCAUCGAUGGUCCGCAGACGGCAAGAGCCGUGAAACCUUCUACGAAAUCAGCCUUGAUCGAAACCCACGAAUGCACUCGCUACGCUAUCGGCGUUAGCAACAAUGGCUAUGGCGCAUGGGCUGGGGGCGCGGCAGGAUGGUACGAAAUUCGACCGCCAUCAGCCGCCUACAAGGCGAUAUUCGACCACACGAUCGAAGGAGUUUCGGUCUACUAUUCGAUUCUGGACAUCAUCGAGGAGCACGCAGCAGCCAAGACCAACGAGAAGGGCCCCAAGAAGAAGAAGGGCAAGAAGGGCAAGGAGACGGACGUGACGACGAACGCUUCCGCGGCAAUGACCAUUAAGACGUUGUUGUUCAAGUAUGCAGUAGCCAUGGGCGAUGGUGCUACCCUCGACGAGGUGGAACAGCGCUGCGACGAUCAUGCAUCUUUCCUCAUAUUCCAUUUCUAUGAAGAGCCAGAAUUCGACUGGGUGCCUACGCUAUUUUUCAAAUGGAUGAAGGAACGACACCCGGAUAUUCAUAAGAAAGUCCUUGAACUGAGGGCAAAAAAAUUAGCGGGAGUCAAGCCUGGUCUCCCGAUACCAGAGGAGACUGAAGCUGUGGUGACGCCGACUCUCUCCGACGAGCCGCCCGCGCAGAAGGCGUUGUCGAAACGAAAGCAAAGGGGCACACCUGCCGGCGAUAGCCAAACCGAUUCGCACGACUUUGCUCUCUCUGCACGCGACAUGAGGUCCAGAUCAAGGGGCAAGACCAAGACGCAGUCGCCCCCCGCCCCUGAACCUCUGGCGGAAGCCAUGGCAGUGGACGAGACUCCAGAGGUUCCACGCCAGACGGAACUUGUUAAAACGGUCCAUGACCGAUCCAACGUGGACGCCCUCCUAGAAGCCAUUGAUGACAUCAAACUAGAAGCCGAGCCGUUGAGCAAAGCAGCGUUCUCCAAAGUAUCAUCAAAGUUGUACUAUAAGUACAAGGUCAAAGCCUACCUGGGAGCAGCGGACAUUCUCAAGUACUAUGCAAAAGAGCUGGUUGAACGCCUGGAUCAGGAUGAGUGGAGAGGAUCAGGUUUUUGGAAAACCCUCGGGGAAUCUGCUCAAGCCCCUCGCAUCUCUCUUUCCCACGUUGAGCUUGACCAAAUCCCCGACUGUCUAAUUCGACGAAAGGCGAAGGAGGUAUCAAUCCCACGGAACCAUCGGCCAUCACUUCCUCAAGAGGCUCAAAGUAGCGCAGACGUCGCGACUCCGCCUCCAAGACGUGUUGGUCGACCAGCCGGAAAGAUGUCAGGCCUUCGACUCGCGGGCACCGGUGGUAAGCGACGCUUUGACUCCGGGGACGAGACUCCAGAAAGUAUCUCCCGGCAGAUUGCAAAGAGAUUCCACGCCGGCGACGAUUCUGACGAGGAUGAAGUCAUGAAUGAUGGCAGCAGCUCCGAAGACGAUGAUUCUAGUGUGGACUCUGCAGAAUCGCCUACCGCCCUGAAGGUCGUUGUGCGAGCAGAGAACAUUCCCACAACAAUACCCAAAGGACCUAAUGGCACUUGGGUUUGUGACGAAGACGAUUGCGGGUUUGUUGAGCGAAAUCCAGAAUCCGAAGAUGGACGUUUGAGAAUCAACGAACACAUGCAAGAUGCGCAUUAUCACGAAGACGAGAACCAGGUUCAACGCAUCAACUUGGCAGUGACGGAGGGUGACAAGAACCACCUCCCCAUAGAUCACCUGCUCGAGAAGAUCCGCCAAAUGGGCCACAAGAUACAAGGGGCGGAAGGAUUGGAGAUUGAUGAGACAGUCGUGCCUCAGCCUAUCAAGAGAAGAUUGCUCACUUGAAUGGGCACCUGCUAAUAAUGUUGCUUCGAUGCAGCUAGGUGUUACUUACGGCGAGGGAAGGUCUAAGGACAGAAACAUAACUGGCUUGCUUGCAUGGAUUUGGCGUUCAGGGGAGGGGGUUAAGAGACAUAUUCAGCACGGCAUACGCUGAUGGCGUUGGUUAGAGAGUUGCACGGAUUGGCCCAUGACGACGUGUAUUAUUCCCAGCUCGAGGGUUUGGCUCCAGACGACUGGCUUUGGAGACACUUGAGUAAGAAUCAGAUAAAUUCAAUACGCAAAGCAGCUCUUCUGCGUAGCAAACAAGUACUCCUGUGGAUCACCAAAGUAGACAAGGGAAUUUGGGUUAUGGCUCAACAUUCACCACAAAUGACCCGCGUAAUGGACCAGUUGUACGUCAUAUACAUGCCCCUGAC
This is a messenger RNA of Colletotrichum phormii, 2611 nucleotides long. RefSeq lists its product as uncharacterized. The transcript has 5 exons. Bases 150 to 2198 code for a protein of 682 amino acids. The record is from RefSeq and is a predicted model, not a curated record. NCBI's taxonomy places the organism in Eukaryota, Fungi, Ascomycota, Sordariomycetes, Glomerellales, Glomerellaceae.